Molecule: messenger RNA, 555 nt
Organism: Giardia duodenalis
Lineage: Eukaryota; Fornicata; Diplomonadida; Hexamitidae
Product: Helicase conserved C-terminal domain-containing protein
Exons: 1
Coding region: 1-555 (184 amino acids)
Biological process (GO): mRNA splicing, via spliceosome
Cellular component (GO): nucleus
Source: RefSeq, a predicted model, not a curated record
AUGGCUUUAUCUUAUACUGCUCUAGGUGUGAUGAAGCACGGGUGCCCGUCAACGGAGGCUGCAUUCGGGACUUUCUCUUCUACAGGGGCGGGUGCUACUCUGUCAACGGCCCCCUCACCCAGGCCAUCUGUACGACUAAGAAUUAAAUUUACUUCGGAGGCAGAGCCUUUUGCAAUUAUCGUCCUGGCAACUGAUAACUUCGCCCGCGGACUCGACCUUCCUGCGGUUCGCUCGGUGGUCAACUUCGAGCUUCCAGAGUCGCUGGCCACCCUCACCCACCGCGUGGGAAGGUGCGCGCGCGGCCUGAACAGCGGGGUCGCUAUCUCAGUGCGGCGGAGCGAGGUCGAGUACAAGUUCGACACGCUGGCCAACUUCGAUCCGAGCCGGGUCGUCUCCAUAGACGAGGAGAGCCUCUGCGACUACCGGAGCACAGAGGGGCCGCGGCUGUCCGACUUCUCCGUCGAGGACAGCGACGUGCGGGAGAUCUCACGGAGGUUCAGCGAGAACAUGGACAUCUACCUGACCACCCUCUACGACGGGGAGUUCGGGCGCUAG